This is a messenger RNA of Corticium candelabrum, 1225 nucleotides long. RefSeq names its product N(4)-(Beta-N-acetylglucosaminyl)-L-asparaginase-like. Gene Ontology annotation, cellular component: cytoplasm; lysosome. NCBI's taxonomy places the organism in Eukaryota, Metazoa, Porifera, Homoscleromorpha, Homosclerophorida, Plakinidae. Gene Ontology annotation, biological process: protein deglycosylation. The record is from RefSeq and is a predicted model, not a curated record. Gene Ontology annotation, molecular function: asparaginase activity; beta-aspartyl-peptidase activity; N4-(beta-N-acetylglucosaminyl)-L-asparaginase activity. The transcript has 10 exons. Bases 18 to 1016 code for a protein of 332 amino acids.
UUCAAAACAGUUGGGCAAUGUCGCUUGCUUGUGGUCUGAUACUGAUCCUGUCGGUACUUUGCGUUUGGACGGAUGGAAGUAUUCCGAUAGUCAUCAACACUUGGCCCUUUACGAAUGCUACCGAGAAAGCUUGGGCAACUCUAAUGUCGAAUGGCAGUGCAUUAGACAGUGUAGAGAGCGGAUGUAAUGAGUGCGAAUUACAGCAGUGUGAUCACAGUGUUGGUUUCGGUGGCGAUCCCAAUGAAGAUGGAGAGACGACUCUAGAUGCGAUGAUAAUGGACGGGGUAACACACGAUGUCGGUGCAGUAGGGUGUCUCAAACGAGUCAAGAGAGCAAUAUCCGUUGCUCGAAAAGUUAUGGAACAUACCGAUCAUACAUUCUUAGUAGGAGAUGAUGCAACACGGUUUGCAGUUCAAAUGGGUUUUACAAACGAGAGUCUGCAAACUGAGUUCUCAAGGCAACAGUGGGAGAACUGGAAGGAUAAACAUUGUCAACCUAAUCACUGGAAGAAUGUAGUUCCUGAUCCUACCAAGCACUGUGGUCCAUAUCAUCUACCUAGUAAAGAGCACAGAAAGCUAAAGGAGCAAAUCAUUGGGCAUGAUACUAUUGGAAUGAUAGUUAUUGACAAGAAUGGAAUUGUUGCAGGUGGAACCUCGACUAAUGGUGUGGGCUUUAAAGUACCAGGGCGAGUUGGUGAUACGCCAGUUGCAGGAGCAGGAGCAUACAUAGACAAUGAUGUGGGGGGAGCAGCUGCUACUGGAAAUGGAGAUAUUAUGAUGAGAUUUCUUCCAACAUAUCAGAUUGUAGAAAGCAUGCGAUUGGGAGUAUCUCCUCAGCAAGCAUCAGAAAACACAAUACGUAGGAUUAUGAAGUAUUACCCUGACUUUAGUGGUGGAGUGAUUGCAGUUAAUAAGACUGGGCAUUUUGGAGGAGCUUGUCAUGGCUUUCAGAUGAGGUACUCCGUACGGAGCACUUCUCAUGGUGAGGUUGAAGUGUUUACUGCUCCCAAGGUUUGAGUUGUUACUUCUUAACUCAAAACUACAUCAAUUCUGAUUUAUCUGUAGGUAUUGGUUGUGAGAUAGUAUACAGAUAUAUGUAGAAUUGGAGAUUGUCACAUAAUAUAAAAAUGUUUAUGCGACAAAUCAGAAAGUUGACUUAACUCACGUACAUUUGUGGAACUGAUCAGUUGUUUAUAAGCUGUAUAUAUACUGGUAUUAAGGUACAG